UGAUGAAAGCAACGCCGUACAGUCCUGUUGUGACUUUGAACCUGAUUUAGCGUCCAGCGGAGUUGACUGCCGAACCCUUCAAAGCAAAGUACACGGUGGGCAGAAAAGCGCUUCCGACUGCCUUUCUUGCAUUGUCCUGGUAGCCUGUGGCGAUAGCUUAAGGAACGUGACUCGGGCCAGAUACCUGUCUCCCACGGGAUACGUUAUCUGUUUUCGCAUGUGGUUGUUUCUUAUGCGGAUAUCCCACUCCUCAAACUCGGAAUACUUUCCAUGUUGGUACGACCACUAAACCAGACCAAAAUGAGUGACUUUCGGCGCGCCGCUUUUAGAAGAAAAAAGUCGUCGCUCAUGGGAUCAUCGGAGGAUCAACAUGAAGAAUGUGAAGAGAGGGCAGCAAGGCCCAGCUGCUUCACCUCUAAGAAGUCUGAGGAGGAGCCGUGUGUUGCGGUGAAGAUCGCUCACACCCAAGCAGUGGGCAGUGAGAGUGUUGGUCAGGUGAGCAACAGCAGGAAAAGCAGCACCAGCAGCAGUGAUCAGAGUCAGGGGGUCAAUGGAAGCAGGUCAGGCCGCCGGCCUCUUCUACAGCCCAAACCACAAGUGCCUCCUAAGCCAGCCCAUCUGCAGAGUCCGGUGACGACUCCCACACACCCCCUGAACCGGACCCCACUGGCCAGAUCUCAGAUGGAGGACCGAGGAGGAGGAGCAGGAGCAGGAAGAGGAGGAGCAGGAGGAGCAGGAGGAGGUGCGGCAGGGAGAGGGCGAGUAGCAGGAAACGGGACAGGAGUUGGAACAGGAGGGGCAGGUGCAAAGGGCAGAGUGCUGGACCUCAUCAGCCGCUUCGAGGAGGGCAGUAACACAGACGGUAAUAAUAAGGUGAGCCCCAGUGGCUCCCCCCUCAAGCAGAUCAGCCGGUCGGCCAACUGCAGCCCGUUGCACAAGGGAACUGGACCUCCUCCUCUGCCCAAGGAAGGGGGCUCAGUGCCAGUCACGCCGCUCCACAAUGCCCCCAAGCCCCCCAAAGCUGCUGCCAACGGUCUGCCAGCGCGCAUGGACGGCGGGGGAGCACACGCAGCGGUCAUGGUGAACGGAGACGCAGGGGAUGACAGCCAGGAGACGGACGGGAGCGUCCUCGACACACUCACCGCACACACACCGCACGAGGCAGAGGAGCAGAGAGGAGAGAGGAAGGAAGAGGAGCAGCAGGAGCAGGAGGAGGAGGAGGGAGCGAGGGACCAAAGCGACGAAGGAGAGCAGCAACAUGAAGCCAGAGAUGACACCACAACCAUGGAUAGAAAGGAGACCAAUGAGGAGAAGCUGUUUAAGAUAGCCAAUGAGCUGCUUCAGACGGAGAGGGCGUACGUGGCGCGGCUCAACCUACUGGACCAGGAGUUUUGCGCUAAGUUAAUGGAGGAGGCCAAUAAGGGCACGUUCCCUGUGGAUGUGGUCAAGGGCAUCUUUUCCAACAUCUCCACCAUAAACACGUUCCACAGCCAGUUUCUGCUGCCCGAUCUGGAGAAACGUAUGGGUGAAUGGGAGUCAACUCCACGGCUGGGUGACAUCCUGCAGAAGCUGACGCCCUUCCUGAAGAUGUAUGCUGAGUACGUCCGCAACUUUGACAAGGCCAUGGAGCUGCUCAAACAGUGGACGGAACGCUCGCCACAGUUCAAAGCCAUCAUACUCGACAUACAGAGUCAGGAGGUGUGUGGAAAUCUGACCCUGCAGCAUCACAUGCUAGAGCCAGUCCAAAGGGUCCCGCGUUACGAGAUGCUGCUCAAGGACUACCUGAAGAAACUCCCGGAAGCUGACCCCGACCGCCCAGACGCACAGAAGUCCCUAGACACCAUUGGCAUGGCAGCCACACACUCCAACAGUGCCAUUCGCAAAUCAGAUAACCUGAAGAAGCUGCUUGAGAUCUAUGAGGUGCUGGGUGAAGAGGAAGACAUUGUUAACGCAUCUAAUGAGUUCAUUAAGGAGGGACACCUGCUGAAGCUGGCUGCACGGAACACCUCGGCCAUGGACAGAUAUCUCUACCUGUUCAACAACUUCCUGCUGUACUGCGUGCCCAAGUUCAGCCUGGUGGGCCAGAAGUUCACGGUGCGCACGCGGAUUGGCAUCGACGGCAUGAAGGUGGUGGAGACCACCAACGAGGACUACCCCCACACCUUCCAGGUGUCCGGCAAAGAGCGCACGCUCGAGCUGCAGGCCAGCUCUGAGCAGGACAAGGAGGACUGGAUCAAGGCAUUCCAGCAAACGAUCGCUGUUUUCCAACAGAAGAAUGAGACGUUUAAAACAGCAUCUAAGGACAUUGAGGAGGUUUCGACGGCUGAGUUGGGGAAGCGUGCCCCUCGCUGGAUCAGGGAUAAUGAGGUGACCAUGUGUAUGAAGUGCAGAGAGCCGUUUAACGCUCUAACGCGGCGGCGACACCACUGCAGAGCCUGUGGCUUCGUGGUCUGCUGGAAAUGUUCGGAGUACAAGGCGCCUCUGGAGUAUGACGCAAACAAGAUUAACAAGGUGUGCAAGGACUGCUUUUCCAUCCUCACUGGUCACUCAGAGGAGAAGGAGGGCAAGAAGAAGGGCAUCUUAGAGAUUGAGGCGGCGCAGUUCUCGGGCAGCAGCAUCAUGUGUGGCUUCCUGCAGUACUGUGAGAAGAAUAAGCCCUGGCAGAAGGUGUGGUGUGUCAUCCCAGAAAAAGAGGCGCUGGUGCUCUACCUGUACGGAGCACCACAGGAUGUGAAGGCCCAGUCCACCAUUCCUCUGCUGGGGUACACCGUGGAGGACAACCCCAAGGCAGCCGACGCCCCUGCCAGCUUCCGCCUGUCCCAGUCCAAGUCGCUCCACUGCUUCUUCGCCGAGAAUGAGGAAGUCAAGCAACGCUGGCUCAGGGUCAUCCGCGUCGCUGUGACGGGGGAGGUACCCGAGUCGCCGCUGCACCACGGAGAAGCCACGCCUCCAUCUACCGACUCUGCCAAUCAGACGCAGCCCAAUUCAGACAGCCUUUGAGGGAACUUUACACACAUAUGGGGAUGCUCAUAGGAGACCACCUUGGAACUCUCACAGCAGAGCAUAUGCAUCUAUGUGUAUAUAUACUGUAUAUGUGUGUGUGUGUGUGUGCGCGCACAAACGCAAACAUUGGCUGGAUUCAUAUAUAACUGCGCACACACACAUGCAGAGACACAUAAUGAGCUUUGAAGUUUCCUGUAAAUUAGAAGUUCAAUCUGGCGAACUGGGCUCAGCCACAAAACACUAGAGGACUCGGCAUACCACACAGCUGUCCACUCAAGGCCCGCCUCAUUCUCUCUCCUUCUGGAAGGAUCUAUGCUUUCCAUACCACACACUCCCUCACCCUUGACAUCUCCAUGACCUUUGAACUCCCAACUGCAUACACACAAGUGGAUUAUGGGAUUGCUUAUCAGCGUGUGUCGGUGACGCACUGGUUCCUCCUGCCGUGUACGAGUGGACUCACUGUGGUGACCAAGAGCUCCCACAGAGAGAGAGAGAGAUAGAGAGAGAGAGAGACGUAUGGGAAAGAGCUGUUCUGAAAACCUGUCUCUCUCGCCAUGCGAAGUGCCAAACUAGCGCAGGCUAAGCGCCUGCCGUUUCUCUCGGAGCCCAACUGAAUCCCGUCGUGAAAGACUCCAGUCCACGCUGGCCAGCUGUCUGUAGUAAAUAGCUCCCUGCCCCGUUACUCAAGAGUUUCCUGAGAAGCUUCAAACUCUUACCAGCAUAGCAAAGGACAGCAUGUCUCUCACCGUCCAUCAGGACUCCAGAAGUGGCAUCAACAACAGUGUAACCAAAAUCCCUUCAACCAGGGGACUAGUGGGGCCCAAACCCCUACUCUAAAUACUCCUCCCUUAUUAUAUAAAUCACUGGACCUGCUUUAGAAAGGAGUGUAUAUGUGUGUGUGUGUGUGUGUGGGGGUGGGGGGAGUGGGGCAGUUCCCGGCUUGCAAAGUCUGAUGGGAAGUCAGCCAUGUGGAGAAGUGUUACACACACACAUGCGGCGGAUGUGCCUCCUCUGAGGACAAUGGACUAGCGUCAGGAGAAUGAUGUGACUGUUUCUGUACCUGCGCUUCCAAAUGGCCAAUGUGCGAAUGUGAGAUUCCUUGUGGGGGUUGUCCUCCUCCCAAGAUGGCAAUAGGCUCGGGAAUGGGCCGCCUCAGAUAAGGUCAAUCUGGGUUAGAUUCCUUGCAGAGCCUGUGCCCACUCUUGCCAGCUGUAUGAUACUCAGUAUUGCAGAAGAUGUGUGUGGGGAUGUUUGUGAUUGUGAGUGAGAAACUUCCUGUAAAUGUCUAUCAUAUGUGUAUACAGAGCACGUUUCUACUGACCAUCCUUUUUAUAGGCAACUGACCCCCCCCCCCCCCCCUCCUAAAACUGGGGUUAAGUACUGCUGAGGACACUUCCUGUGUUAUUAAAUAGGACUUCCUGUCGGCAGUCAGCACAAUCAGACACACACGGGCUCGGUGGUGUGGAGAGAAAAAUUUACUCUUUUUUUAAGUAUUGUAAUUAAUGUAUUAUUUAAGAUAAUUUAUAGAGGUAUAUUGUGCAUGGUUUUAAAGAGUAGCACAACAAUUUUAAAAAAGCAACAAACCGUUCUUUCAUCUGUUAUGACUCCAUCCUUUUAUUUUAUGAUUUCCCUACAAGUUAUUUUUAGACUUUAGUAGCAUAUAGGCUUACAUCCGCAGACUGAUGAACAUAAUGUCUUCAAUUGUGUCACGCAAAUGAAUUCCCCUUCCUAUGAGUUCUCCUGUUCUGCUCGUUGGGCCUGAGACGUUUCUGUGAUGGGGGGGUUGAAUGGGGACACAGACACAACCAACAACAUCCCAGACCUGAACUGUGUCCCAAAUCUUCUACAGGCCACA
Alosa sapidissima (American shad) is the source of this 4858-nucleotide messenger RNA. RefSeq names its product FYVE, RhoGEF and PH domain containing 4a (gene fgd4a). The transcript is spliced from 17 exons. The record is from RefSeq and is a predicted model, not a curated record. Bases 271 to 3000 code for a protein of 909 amino acids. Gene Ontology annotation, biological process: filopodium assembly; cytoskeleton organization. NCBI's taxonomy places the organism in Eukaryota, Metazoa, Chordata, Actinopteri, Clupeiformes, Clupeidae. Gene Ontology annotation, molecular function: guanyl-nucleotide exchange factor activity; metal ion binding. Gene Ontology annotation, cellular component: cytoplasm.